AUGGCUCGUACCAAGCAGACCGCUCGUAAAUCUACUGGAGGCAAGGCCCACGAAAGCAGUUGGCCACUAAGGCCGCUCGCAAGUCAGCCCCGGCAACCGGAGAAGUCGACCGAGCUGCUCAUCCGCAAACUGCCGUUCCAGCGUCUGGUCCGUGAAAUCGCUCAAGAUUUCAAGACCGAUCUGCGUUUCCAAUCAUCGGCUGUGAUGGCUCUCCAGGAGGCCUCUGAGGCGUACCUCGUUGGUCUUUUCGAAGACACCAACUUGUGCGCUAUCCAUGCCAAGCGUGUCACCAUCAUGCCCAAGGACAUCCAGCUGGCUCGCCGUAUCCGCGGUGAACGUGCUUAA
Molecule: messenger RNA, 345 nt
Organism: Ostertagia ostertagi
Lineage: Eukaryota; Metazoa; Nematoda; Chromadorea; Rhabditida; Trichostrongylidae
Source: the annotation of a GenBank genome assembly